UCAGUGAAGAUGACGAUAAUUAGGAGACUAUCUCCUAGGUUGUUUGCUGGUUCUAGUGUCUUUGCAGUACUCACUAUAUGCCUCAUUGUUGGUACAGAGAUGGCAGCAGCAUGGAAAAGGGAUAUGUGCAUUCCUGGGGAUAUAUACAUUGACACAACGAAUGAACGUCAUGCCAGGGGAUGCAAAUUUUGUGAGAACUGGUGUAUUGAAGAAUGUUCGGACUUACACCUUCCGGCUGUUUCCUAUGGGUGUCGUGAUGGUGGUGACUUAAGAUGUAGGUGUUGCUGUGGUAAAUCAUCACCACUCUCCUCCCCUCCAUCACCGCCAACCUUUCUUGCACAGCCUCUAUCUGAGUUUGACGGCUCAACAUGGCCACACGAUCAUGAUAUAUGUAAACCAGAGGCACAAGAAAGAAUGCUAAAGAUUAAACACAAAGAUGGAAGGCAUUGCAAUAGAUUUCCUUCAUGCGAGGAAAGUUGCCAGAAAGAGGGGCUUUGGAUGACAAGGGCAGAGUGCGUAGGAGGUGGUUUCGCUUAUCCUAACCCCAACUACCAAUGGUUUGAGCAGUGUUGUUGUGGGAAGUCCAAACCACCACCGCCACCUCCCCCACCGCUUCCACCACCACCACCUCCACCACCACCACCAUCAGCAUUUCAACCUCCUCCGCCUCCACCACCACCAUCACCAUCAUUUCAACCUCCUCCGCCUCCUCCACUUCCAUCUUUUAAAUCGUACAAAGAUAUGACUUUUGCAGAGCUCUACCAAUGUUGUUAUGCAACACAAUCCAAACAUUCGUCCUAACCUCCAUCUCCAACACUGCC
Molecule: messenger RNA, 821 nt
Organism: Papaver somniferum (opium poppy)
Lineage: Eukaryota; Viridiplantae; Streptophyta; Magnoliopsida; Ranunculales; Papaveraceae
Product: protein PYRICULARIA ORYZAE RESISTANCE 21-like
Exons: 2
Coding region: 10-801 (263 amino acids)
Source: RefSeq, a predicted model, not a curated record